UUGGCUUAUUAAUCACUUAAUUUAGCAUGGAUCAUUCAUUAAUUUGUGAGAUUAGUGCAGUGGGGCCCACAACGGAUCGAUUCAAUUGAGCUCGGAUUCAAAAGGGCAGGUUUUCCCGCGCAAACACCGACCCCCAGCGAAGGUGAUUUAAUUAGCGCCGCAGAUUUGAAAGGUGGGGAUCAGUUAUUACGCGGAGAGAACGUGGGGCCAUUCCCCCCGCACGUAUGACCAACCGACCAUUCACUGACAGACACGUCGGCAACGGCCAUGCUUGAUUGGCUGUCACCUGCCUCGCACGACGGGUCGGUCCAUCACCCCCCUACCUCCCACCUCCCACCUCCCCCGCGAUGCAAACAUCCCCCCAGACCCAAUACCAUGUCGUGUUUUCAAGCAAGUUUCUACUUUUCUUCCAUAGAAUUGGUGUAUGUUCAGAGCAAACCCAUCAAGCCGCUUCUGAAUUCCCACUCAUCGUGUCGGGGAGAGACGGAAACGAUGGGAGUCGAAGAGACCGCGGCAGAGGAAGACUGUGUUACUCCGAAGCGCGGGGAUUGCCGGAUUCCUGAGAAUUCGUGUUGUCCACCGCCUCCUCCGAGGAAGAAGCCGGUUCAAGCAAUAAAGCAGGGCCCGCCGAAAAAUGGGUACUUCCGGCCGGACGAUCUUGACGCUUUGUUUUCUGUUAAGCCCAGCAAGGAAGGAUUCUUGUAGCUGUUUGGUUCAUGUUUAGCUUCCCUUCAUAGGCGACUGUCCAUCGUCGUAGGCUUUGUACAGAAGUUCUGUUUAGUCAUCGUAGCCAGGGGAAAUUCAUUCAUGCAUGUUUUAACAUUAGACAAACUCAUUCGUUAUAUUCCGUGUGGAUCUUCUCCGCAUGGCGACUUCCUCCAAAACUCAAUAAACAAUUUUCACCAUAUCGCUGCUGGAACUCGUGUAGCCAUCCUCGAGUCUUUGAAGAUAGACGAUGCUGGAAACUUCUUGAACUCUGGUCAUCCUCAAGUCUUCAAAGAUAGAUGAUGCGACAAGCGCAGGAUAUUUGCAGCUCAGAAGGUCAAAGACGAUAUAAUUUCCAUUUCCCGGGGCACGCUUAAGCCAGGUCUGAGAGGUCCAGAUCAACUCUUAGCAGUGAAGCUAAGUCCAUGGUCUUACCCAACCCCGAUGGCUCCGUUUUUUCAUUAAGAUCCAUGCAGAUAUCCCUUUCUUGCAAUGAAGGGCUCAAUGCGAAGAAAAAUAGAGAAACAGCGUGCGCGAGAA
Messenger RNA from Punica granatum (pomegranate), 1245 nucleotides. The record is from RefSeq and is a predicted model, not a curated record. NCBI's taxonomy places the organism in Eukaryota, Viridiplantae, Streptophyta, Magnoliopsida, Myrtales, Lythraceae.